AUAAUUGCCCCAGGGCCUCGGGUGCCUAGUACAGUGCCUGCGCAGCGAGUGAGCCCGCUGCCGCUGAGGACCCCGGCUGCCUUUGCGUUGCCUGCACAAUAACACUGCUCAGCGAGCCUCCGGUAGAAGUUCUAAACAAAAUUCCGCCCGGUGAGCGGCGGGGAGCCCGGCGGCAGCAGGGAGACCCGGCCCGAGGGAGCGGGGAGCCCCGCCGCGCUCGCUAUGGAUCAGUGUGUGACGGUGGAGCGGGAGCUGGAGAAGGUGCUGCAGAAGUUCUCGGGCUACGGGCAGCUCUGCGAGCGGAGCCUGGAGGAGCUGAUCCAGUACGCGGGGGGGCUGCGCCGCGAGAUCCUGCAGAGCGAGAACCAAGAUGGAGCCUUGUCAGGGACAAUUUCCCUUGUUAUGACACAGUGCUGUAAAAGAAUAAAAGACACAGUUCAGAAAUUGGCCUCAGAUCAUAAAGACAUUCACAGCAGCGUUUCCCGAGUCGGAAAAGCCAUUGAUAAGAAUUUUGACUCCGACAUCAGCAGCGUGGGGAUAGAUGGCUGCUGGCAAGCUGACAGCCAGCGAAUUCUCAAUGAGGUGAUGGUAGAACAUUUUUUCCGACAAGGAAUGCUGGAUGUCGCUGAGGAGCUCUGUCAGGAAUCUGGUCUUUCUAUAGACCAAAGUCAAAAAGAACCAUUUGUGGAGUUAAAUCGAAUAUUGGAAGCAUUAAAAGUUAGAGUUUUGAGACCCGCAUUAGAGUGGGCAGUAUCUAACCGAGAAAUGCUUAUGGCCCAGAAUAGUUCCUUGGAAUUUAAACUACACAGGCUAUAUUUCAUUAGUUUAUUGAUGGGUGGAACAGUAAAUCAGAGAGAGGCAUUGCAAUAUGCUAAAAACUUUCAGCCGUUUGCUCUAAACCAUCAGAAAGAUAUUCAGGUUUUGAUGGGCAGCCUGGUGUACUUGAGACAGGGUAUAGAGAACUCUCCAUACGUUCAUCUACUAGAUGCAAACCAGUGGGCAGACAUCUGUGACAUCUUUACAAGGGACGCCUGUGCUCUGCUGGGUCUCUCGGUUGAAUCACCUCUGAGUGUUAGUUUUUCAGCAGGUUGUGUAGCAUUGCCAGCUUUAAUUAAUAUCAAAGCUGUGAUCGAACAAAGACAGUGCACUGGAGUUUGGAACCAGAAAGAUGAAUUGCCGAUUGAAGUGGACCUUGGUAAAAAGUGCUGGUAUCACUCAAUAUUUGCCUGUCCCAUUCUUCGUCAGCAAACAACAGAUAAUAAUCCACCUAUGAAACUGGUCUGUGGUCAUAUUAUAUCAAGAGACGCUCUGAAUAAAAUGUUUAAUGGCAGCAAAUUAAAAUGCCCCUAUUGUCCAAUGGAACAGAGCCCUGGAGAUGCCAAACAGAUAUUUUUCUGAAGAAAUGAUUCAAUAUGCAGUUUGUAAGUGACACUCUGAAUUACGGGUGCAUUUCAGAAGAAUUAAAAACACUUGUUCCAUUUUACGCAGCAGACUGAGGACUCCUGUGUUUGUAUAAGCUAAUGCUACAGAAACUUUGCCAACAUUUAGUAUAUACAUACAGAGUGGAAAUGCUACAGAAAUAAUAUUACCGUAGAGCUUUACUAUACUCUUGGUCUCCAUAUCUGAUCAAAUUACUACACCAGCAGUUGCCAUUCAAUGCAGGUUUUUGUACUUAAUUAUAUGGUGACUUUUUAAAGCAUAAACGGAUCACCUCCUCCCUCUUCUCCCCUCAAUAUGUUUAAUAUUUUUCAUCCUGCUAUUCUUCUGUCAUCCUGUUGAUAACUGUCACCCUAGGGAAUGUUUGUGGAAAAAGUUUUAUUUCCAGUAAUGUGUACAUAAUUCAAAGUAAAUACUUCCGAAAAAGUUUGAUAAGUUGACUAGUGUUAUAAAACUAAUUUUUUUUCCUGGGAAAAAAAAAGCUGUGAUAUAUUCUGAGUUUUCUUUCAAACAUUUUUUCAAUUUUUACAUAGAACUCAAAGUAAAUGUGCAUAUAUAUAUAUAUAUGUAUAUAUAUAUAAAAUAUAUAAAUAUAUAGCCCUGAGGGGCUAACUGUUAAAUUCCAUCACUAAUUUAUAAAAGUGGUGUAUGGAUAAAUUACUACUGGAAUGGAGUGGAAUAGGGAAUCCUGUUCCUUUUGCUUUCGUGAUCAAGAAAUGUUUGUGUAACAGAAUAUUCAAUAAAAUGGAGUUCUAAGUGGAAAUGCUUUUAGUCAAUGACACUUGCUCUUUGGCCUUUGUAGUCAUGUUCUUUGAACUUUGUAUUCAGGAUUAGGCUAUAAAUGUCAUGUUGCUGUAUAGUUUAAUAGACAUCGUGUGUUAUUUAUAAACGGUUAGCAAAGCCAAAUAAACGGUCAGAGUAUUCAUUGUUAAAUUGGGGGGAAAACACAACCCAUGUUCUGCUGCAAUCUACUGAUCACAAAUCUGCACCUUGCAGGAUUGGGCCCUACAUCCUCAUAUUAGAAGCUUGCAAAUUUUCUGUAGCUUGAAAACACUUUGCUUCUAGCCUUGCGUUUCGUACUAGACUGUUACUGCCAAUGCCACUUUUUCCUGCUCAGUUUGUUAUAUUGUUGACUAGGUGAAUUUGUACUCAUAAACCAGAUGUAGAUCAUGGCAGUUAAACCUUUUCUAGUGUGAAUAUAUUUGUAUUUAUUGCACUGUACUAUAGUAGGGCAAGCAGCCAUAUGGCAUGUUAAGAUACAUGUAAAAAUAUAUUUCUGUAUUGUGUAAUAAUCCCCCCCCAGCUUAGCUGAUUGAAUUCUGACACUGUUUGAAUGCACUAGUACAAUGCACGACAGAGAAGAACAUCACUGAGAAAUCUACAUUUUUGCAUCCCUGUUUCGUCUGAUUUAAGAGAUGGACUUGGGCUCAGUGGCAAUGGACACUCUGAGUGAGGCAAGAGGAGCAAACCAAGACACAUUAAACUUUGAAUAUGUGUUCAGUAUGUGUGUGGAAAAAAUAGAGCUGUGUGUGUGACUUUUUCUGCAAUUAAAUUGUAUUCAUACUGAGUUAAAAAAAACGAGGCUAAGUGGUGAAAUCAACAAUAAACGGGUGAGGAUAUUAUUUUUAAUGUA
Molecule: messenger RNA, 3070 nt
Organism: Malaclemys terrapin pileata
Lineage: Eukaryota; Metazoa; Chordata; Testudines; Emydidae
Gene: RMND5A
Product: required for meiotic nuclear division 5 homolog A
Exons: 9
Coding region: 223-1398 (391 amino acids)
Biological process (GO): proteasome-mediated ubiquitin-dependent protein catabolic process
Cellular component (GO): nucleus; cytoplasm; GID complex
Molecular function (GO): protein binding; ubiquitin protein ligase activity
Source: RefSeq, a predicted model, not a curated record